Molecule: messenger RNA, 1935 nt
Organism: Nerophis lumbriciformis (worm pipefish)
Lineage: Eukaryota; Metazoa; Chordata; Actinopteri; Syngnathiformes; Syngnathidae
Gene: orc2
Product: origin recognition complex, subunit 2
Biological process (GO): DNA replication
Cellular component (GO): nucleus; nuclear origin of replication recognition complex
Molecular function (GO): DNA replication origin binding
Source: RefSeq, a predicted model, not a curated record
UUUCAUAGAUACAAGGUUCUCAUUGGCCACGGCGAGAACGUUGACUUGUCACGUGAUUUAAACUUCGUCUUGAUGGCGCGGGAAGUUGCUACCCCGCACAGUUAACGUUUUCGCAGAUAUUUUGUUUACAUUUAUGCGGCCUUUGUUGAUCCAUUCACUGAGUCAUGAGUGUGUUGGAGGUGAAGUUCAUCGGGGAUGCAGAGGUUGUGGAGCAUAUCGUGGACAAACAGGAGGAGGUGCACAGCAGUUCUGGGGCUGUCCAGAAGAUGGUCACGUUCAAGAGCCCGGCAGGAAGACAAACUAUAGAAGACCCAUACGGGAAGGAAGGGGAUGACAACGGCGUCUUUGAUGAGCAAAACUAUGUUCAAGCUAUUUGUGCAGACAAUACAGAAGAUGAAGAAGAUAUGUCCAGAGUUUCCGGAACCUCCAUUUUCACGUUUAAGAAAAACAAACGAGGCCACAGCAUGGCCCAGACUGCAAGUGAGCUGGCACGGACCCCAGGAAAAAGUGUGAGCUUCAGUGAAACUCCCUCCACUCCCACUCGGCCAGGCUGCAGCCAGAAAACCGACAACAGAACACCACAGAGGCGCAAAAAGGUGCAGUUUGUGUCCACAACUCCCCACAGGCUCAGGAAGCGAAUGACAACUCCGAGCCUAAGAUCCGACAGCGACAGCGAUCUUUCUCCGUCCGACUCCGGUGAGGAGGAAGAUGAAGUCAUGGUGGAAGAAGAGCAGAAAAUAGAAAAAGACGGCAAAGAAAACAAGGCCCUAAGAACACCUAGUAAAGGUCUAUCGGCAGCACUUAACAAGACCCCUUCCAAAAAGAGCAAGACCAUGGGGCCCAGCAUGGUCGAAGAGUAUUUUGAGGCCCACAGCAGCUCAAAAGUCGUGACGUCAGACCGCACCCUUGAACGUCUACACACACCUAAAUUAGACCGGGAGACGCUUGUGCAGCUUUUAGAGGGGAAGCCAUCGUGCUACCUGGCAGAGAUUCAGCAGCUCCACGACAAACACAAACAGCACUUCAGCAAAUGGAUGCUCCAGCUACAGUUGGGAUUCAGUGUGCUGCUCUAUGGUUUGGGCAGCAAGAAGUUUCUCCUGGAGGACUUCCGCCUGUCUCACUUGUCUCAACACAUGCACCUCGUGGUCAAUGGGUUCUUCCCCUCCAUCACGCUGAAAUCUAUCUUGAACGCCUUGACGUGUGACAUCCUCGACCACCAGGGGAGUUUCCGAACGCCGUCUGACCAGAUUCAGUACAUCUCGCGGGCCCUGAGAGAGAGCCCAGAUCGUCAUAUCUACUUGUUGAUCAAUAAUAUUGACGGACCUAUGCUGCGUGGAGAGAAGACCCAGAGUGCACUGGGGCAGCUGGCGUCCCUGCCCAACAUUCACCUGGUGGCUACUAUUGACCACAUCAAUGCUCCUCUUGUGUGGGACCAGUUCAAGCAGAGCCAGUUCAACUGGCUGUGGUGGGAGUGUGUGACGUUCCAGCACUACGCCGAGGAGACAUCCUAUGAAAACUCUCUUCUGGUGCAGCAAACGGGCGCCCUGGCCCUGUCCUCUCUUACACAUGUGCUCCGCAGCUUGACGCCAAACGCGAGAGGUAUUUUCAAACUACUGGUUGAAUUUCAGCUGGAGAACAAAGACAACCCUUCAUACACAGGGUUGUCAUUCCAAGACUUUUACCAGCGUUGUCGGGAGUCCUUCCUGGUGAACUCUGACCUCACCCUGAGGACGCAGCUGACCGAGUUCAGAGACCACAAACUGAUUCGGACACGCAAGGGUGCAGACGGUGUGGAGUGUCUGUUGGUUGCUGUGACCGCGAGCACACUGAUGGACUACUUGGAGAACGAGGAGCAGGACUGAGAAGACCACUUCUUCUGUAAUUUGAACGUACAUUUUCACCGUACUAGACCAUUAAACAAUAUAUACAGUGAAA